Messenger RNA from Pieris brassicae (large cabbage white), 1666 nucleotides. It is a transcript of the gene Mpi, whose product is annotated as mannose-6-phosphate isomerase. The record is from RefSeq and is a predicted model, not a curated record. Gene Ontology annotation, biological process: carbohydrate metabolic process; GDP-mannose biosynthetic process. The transcript is spliced from 6 exons. NCBI's taxonomy places the organism in Eukaryota, Metazoa, Arthropoda, Insecta, Lepidoptera, Pieridae. Gene Ontology annotation, molecular function: mannose-6-phosphate isomerase activity; zinc ion binding. Gene Ontology annotation, cellular component: cytosol. The coding region runs from base 370 to 1578 and encodes 402 amino acids.
UCAAAAUUUAAAUAUGUAAUCAAAGAUAUGUUCAAUGUAAAACAUAGCUAAACUAAUUGUCUUUAAGUUAAAAUUAAAAUAGCAAAGACAUACAUUGGAGAUAAAAAGCAAGAUAAUAGAGAAUCAAUUUAUACAAUUAGGGUCAUUCAAGAAAUAUCAGUGGUACAUGGCGUGACUAUUAUAUUAAUAGCUCAAGAUUUCAUUCAUCUAACAUCUCUUUAUUGAAAUAUUUAUUGUAAGUACGUAUAAUAAUUCGUCCAAUUAGAAUCGCUAGGAAUAAUAUUACAAAUUGCAUGCUGCUGAAAAACUUCUGUGUUUAAAGGAUUUCUGAUACCCUAUUAAAAAAAAUAUACGCUACAGUUUGUAAAAAUGGAGCUACAAUGCAAAGUUCAAAAUUAUGAAUGGGGGAAGCUAGGACAGAAUAGUACAGUAGCAAAGCUGGUUGCAAGUGCUGAUUCUUCAGUUUCUAUUGAUAAUGCUAAACCCUAUGCUGAGUUAUGGAUGGGUACACAUACAAAUGGACCAUCAAUUAUUAUAGAAAGAGACAUACCUUUGUCAGAGUAUUUGAAGACCAAUUUAGAUGCAGUCGGUCCAGAUGUAAGAAAGAAGUUUGAUGUUUUUGUGCCUUUUCUGCUUAAAGUUCUAUCAGUAAGAAAAGCAUUGUCUGUCCAAGCACAUCCUACAAAGGAACAUGCAGAGCAACUGCACAAAACUUUUCCAGAUUUGUAUAAAGAUCCCAAUCACAAACCUGAACUAGCUAUUGCACUUACACCAUUUGAAGGUCUAUGUGGUUUCAGACCUAUUUCUGAGAUCAAGGAUUUUAUUAUUAAUUUGCCAGAACUACAACAAAUAUUGUCUGAAGAUGUUGUGAAUCCAAUACUUAACAGUAGAAAUGGUGACAAUACAAAGUUGCUCAAAGAUAUCUUCCAUUCUUUAAUGUCAUGUGAUAAGAACAAAAUAGUAAAUGGUCUCGAGUCUCUGCUGAAUAGAUUGCAAACUGAAGAACCAUCAACUCAGUCAUCUCUUCUUUAUCCAUUACUAAAUCGACUGCAUUCAGAUUACCCUGGAGAUGUGGGAUGUUGGGCUCCAUAUUUUAUGAACUAUAUGCAACUGAUGCCUGGCCAGGCAAUAUUUUUAAAACCCAACUUGCCCCAUGCAUAUCUCAGUGGUGACUGCAUAGAAUGCAUGGCUUGCUCGGACAAUGUGGUUCGAGCUGGUCUCACCCCAAAGCACAUCGAUGUGGCAACACUAGUUGACAUGUUGGACUACAACAGUUACCACCCGAGUGAAAUGUUGUUUAAUCCACAAAUAGAAGACCCGAAUAGUUGCAUUUGGAGACCGCCUGUACCAGAUUUUGCUGUGGUUAAAAUCAGGGUGGAACCCGGAGAUUCCUAUAACACAAUAGUGCGACCUAGCCCUAGUAUCAUGAUAAUAAUAUCUGGGUCUGGGGAAGCCUGUGAUACGGAACCAAUUUCAAUACGCCCUGGAGUCGUUAUAUUCUUGAAGGCGAGCCGACAGCUGACUUUGACAUCCACUGAAAAUUAUAUUGAGGCAUAUCAAGCUAUUUGCAAUGUUUGACAAAAUUGUUCUUAAUUCAAAUUUGUUUGUUUUUUAAAUAGUUUUUUUUUAUUACGACAAUAGUUUUAACUUUAUGCCAGUUUAUAUA